AAGCCUAGUAAGCGCUCAAGAAGCCUAUCUGUAAAGAUCGAAUGACUCCUGGGUUGGCCCUGCAGGGAGAGGAUCGGCCAGGAGAGGGUGCCACAGGGACUUACCUCUGUGAGGAGGGCGGGGCCAGGAGCACUCCCCCCCCCCCUCCCGCUGUUAGCCGCGAUGGCGGCGGCUGGCAGCGGGCUGGAGGCAGCGACCCUUCAGAAGCUUGCGCUGCGGCGGAAGAAGGUGCUGAGCGCCGAAGAGAUGGAGUUGUACGAGCUGGCACAGGCAGCGGGCGUCGCCAUUGACCCCGACGUGUUCAAGAUCCUGGUGGACCUGCUGAAUCUGAACGUGGCCCCUCUUGCCGUCUUCCAGAUGCUCAAGUCUAUGUGCGCCGGGCAGAGGCUGGCGAGCGAUGCCCAGGACCCUGCAGCUAUGUCUCUGCCCACCACCAGCGUGCCUGAGACUCGAGAGGCCUCCUUCUCUGCCAGGAACAGUACCCCCCCUGCAAGGUCUUCCUUUUCCUCAGCCCUGCGGCCUGCGGCCUCUCCAGUACUGCUCCACGGCCCAGCUGCCAUGCACUCGCCUCUCUCUCCAGGGCCCCCUGCUUCCCUCCGGUUCUCUUGCUGCCUGUUCUCUCCUUUCACAGGGAGGAACAGAGGCGGCCCUGCUCUCGGUGGAGUACCCACACUGGUAGAACGCAGCAGCCGAGAAGGAUCAAGCCAGAGGAUGCCCCGCCAGCCCAGUGCUACCAGGCUGCCCAAGGGGAGCGGACCUGGGAAGAGCACCUCUCGCAGCAGCACAUAGUGUGGGAGCAGAGACUGCUUUGCCCACCUUCUGGGUGCCAUCAUUCUCUCAACAGAGGCUGCAUGUUGUUUCCUUCUGUAAACCUUUCUAAAAGCUGAUGGCCUGGUUCAGGCAAUCAAAAUUUAGAUUGUAUUAAAGCACAAAGAUUGCUGGGUGUUGA
Messenger RNA from Cavia porcellus (domestic guinea pig), 949 nucleotides. RefSeq names its product mitotic-spindle organizing protein 2B. Lineage: Eukaryota; Metazoa; Chordata; Mammalia; Rodentia; Caviidae. The record is from RefSeq and is a predicted model, not a curated record. Gene Ontology annotation, cellular component: spindle; centrosome.